Messenger RNA from Linum tenue, 2233 nucleotides. Lineage: Eukaryota; Viridiplantae; Streptophyta; Magnoliopsida; Malpighiales; Linaceae. The record is from the annotation of a GenBank genome assembly.
CAAGACACAAGAGGCUUCAUGUUCAACCAUGCCAACUUCGACAUUUUUGAAUACCAUCUCAAGCCACAGUUAAUCUCAAUAUCUUCAUCUUUUUCUCUUUGUGGUUUGUAAAAAACCAAUCCGGAAAAUUUUCGUAAUUAAACUGAAAGAGUUAAUUAGGGUUUUCAAAAACGGAUGCCUCGUAAUUAUUAAUAUUAAUAUUUGAAAUCAUAAACAAAUGCACGAUGAAAGACGAAGAAGCGGAUCUGGGUCAACCGCCUUUGACCAUCGAAACGACAGUACAGAAGGCUGGAAGCGUAAUUUAGCAGCACUGCCGGACGGCCCCACCUCACUCUUACACAGAUAGCCCGCACUCGGCCUUUUAUUCUUUCGUCUUCCCUCUCGCCUAAGGGGAAAAUCAAAGGAUUUCUGGGGAAAAAGACAACGCUGAAACGGUUCGCCGGAGCGCUGCCGGAGGAACAAAAGAAAAGGAAAGAAGGCGGGGAGCUUCCGUGAUUUCAGUCUGUUGGAAGAAUGAGGACGAGAAGAGGCGUUUGUUACCCGAGGAUGGAGGUUUGUGGUGUGGAGAAGAGAGUUGUCAAAAGAGCGAAACGCGAUUUCUCCGCCACCGCCGAUGAGAGUCUUGCCGGAAAGAGGCAGAGACUAUCGCCGGAAUCCGAAUACGGAAACCACGGCGGCGAUAUGUUCGACGGCUUGCCCGACGAUCUUGUCCUCUCAAUCCUUGCCAAGCUUAGCUCAUCCGCUUCAUCGCCAUCGGAUUUCAUCAACGUCUUGAUAACAUGCAAGAGAUUCAACGGUUUAGCCCUCAAUCCGCAAGUACUGGCGAAGGCUUCACAGAAGACUUUCGCGAUUAAGGCGAAGAACUGGUCGGAUUCCGGUCACCGUUUUUUAAAGCUUUGUGCCGACGCCGGGAAUGUUGAAGCUUGUUAUACUCUUGGAAUGAUUCGGUUUUACUGUCUGCAAAAUCGAGGCAACGGCGCGUCGCUGAUGGCCAAGGCGGCAAUCAGUUCUCACGCGCCGUCACUAUACUCGCUUGCUGUCAUCCAGUUCAACGGCAGUGGCGGGUCGAAGAGCGACAAGGACCUGCGAGCCGGAGUAGCUCUCUGCGCACGCGCCGCCUUCCUCGGCCACAUCGACGCCUUGCGGGAGCUCGGCCACUGCCUGCAGGACGGCUACGGCGUCCGCCAGAACAUCGCCGAGGGACGGCGGUUCUUGGUCCAGGCGAACGCCAGGGAGCUAGCGGCGGUGCUUUCCGACCCGAACAACGGGCUCGCCACGCGCGCAUGGCUCACGUGGAACUCCCACGCGCAUCCCAACAACCCCAGCCGCGGCAGCGCCACCGCCGCCGCCGCCGCUGCCGGCGGCCCCGGGUGUCCGCUUCUGAGUGACUUCGGCUGUAACGUCCCGGCGCCGGAGGUUCACCCGGCCAGUAGGUUCAUGGCGGAGUGGUUCGCUGCCAGAGGCGGGGCGCCGGGGGCAGGUCUGAGGCUUUGUUCGCACUUCGGAUGCGGGCGGCCGGAGACGCGUAAGCACGAGUUCCGGCGGUGCUCCGUUUGCGGGACGGUGAAUUACUGCUCCAGAGCUUGCCAGGCUUUGGAUUGGAAGCUGAGGCACAAGGCGGAGUGUGCUCCAGCGGAACGGUGGGUGGAGGAGGACGGUGAGGGGAUGGACGUCGACGGCGGUGCCGACGGUAACGGUGACGGAAUGGGGGAUAGCUAGGAGCGUUCAGCGGGAGAGAGGUUAACAAAAAGUGACGGCAGGUGGAGUGUUUUUUUGUGUGGCCUUGUCGGGAAACGGAAAGGUAGUAAGUAAACGGCGUCAGGAAACGGCGGUGUAGUGGGAGAUACGAUGAGGCCAUUCCUUGGUUGGAAAAUAUUAAGGAAAGUAAAAAAAAAAAAUAGAAAAAGAGGGAAAGUUAGAAAGACAAGAAAGUCCUUUGUAAUUGUCGUAGAAGGGCAGAGGAAGUUGUUUGUUCCUCUCGUUUGUAUAGAGGGGUAAAUCGGAGAAAACGAGGGGAAUUCUUUUUCCAAGUUCUCAUCUCGCUCUCUUUUUUUGCGGUAAUUUCUUCUCUUCUAUUCCCUCGCCAUUGCUUGUUUCUCACCUUUUGGUGUACCAUGGAGUCAACACUCAACCCUAGGUCUAUGAACUCUUUAGAUCAAAAUGGAGUAGAAGAAAAUUGCCAACAUUUAGAAAAAAAUAUAUAGUACAAAAAAAAAAACUUCAAUUUUUUACA